UAGCUACUGCAACGGCAAAAUAAAGAUGGAUAUAGACCGUAUUUGAUAAUUUGGUGGAUCUGAUUUGGGCAUUGGGAGGAACAGAGGAGUAAGCAGGAGAAAGGUGGCCUGUGCUUGACCGUGGGGAUUACUUGGUAAAGUACCAAGAAUCGAAUCGAAUCGAAUCGAAUCGAAUGGGUUCUUGCUAUUCAUCAAUUACUGGAAAGAGAAAGGACACAGUGGAAGUAGUUAUGAUAGAGGCUGCUGCUUCGAACUCUCGUGCGUGUGCGGCCAUAUCAUCAAUUUCUACUUCGUCUUCCGCUCAUAACAAGAAGAAGACUAAGAGGCAGAGUUCGUGGAGAUGGAAAAAAAAAUCUGCUGCAGCUUCAGAUGAAGGUGAGCUGCUCCAUCAUAUGAUGACUCCCGAGAAUGGGAGGAUGGUUAUGAAUGGCGCCAGCAAAGUCGCCUGCUUGUAUACCCAGCAGGGUAAGAAAGGAACUAACCAGGAUGCCAUGCUUGUUUGGGAGAAUUACAGUUCAAGAAGCGAUACAAUAUUUUGUGGGGUAUUUGAUGGUCAUGGUCCUUUUGGUCAUAUGGUUGCGAAGAAAGUACGGGAUUCUCUUCCACUUAUACUAUGUACUCAAUGGAAAACCAAAUCCAGUGGUGACCAGAGCAGCCUUUGUAAGACUGAAAAUGAUCAUGGAAGCAUGAACACAGAGGAAACUGCGUCUCAAAGCUUGGAUGAUGAAUGGUAUGAGACAUUGGAGGUCGAAGCUAAUGAAGAACUCCCUGAAAUGUAUCUGCCACUUAAGCAGUCUAUGUUAAAGGCUUUCAAGCUAAUGGAUAGGGAACUGAAGUUGCAUCCCACGAUUGAUUGUUUCUGCAGUGGAAGUACAACAGUUACUUUAUUAAAGCAGGAUCAGGAUGUUGUGAUUGGAAAUGUUGGAGACUCGAGGGCAGUGCUGGCAACAAGAGACGAAGACAAUUCUUUGAUUGCUGUACAAUUGACUGUGGACUUGAAGCCUGAUCUUCCAGGGGAAGCUGCUAGGAUCCAGCGAUGCAAAGGAAGGGUCUUUGCUUUACAGGAUGAGCCGGAGGUUACACGUGUAUGGUUACCUAACAAUGACUCUCCUGGUUUGGCGAUGGCUCGAGCUUUUGGAGACUUCUGUCUGAAAGAUUUUGGUUUAAUUUCCGUCCCAGAUGUUUACUAUCACCGUCUUACAGAAAGAGAUGAAUUUAUUAUUCUUGCCACUGAUGGGGUUUGGGAUGUCCUCUCAAAUAAAGAAGCUGUAGACAUCGUGGCUUCAGCCCCUGGUCGCUCAACAGCAGCCAGAGCUCUUGUGGACUGUGCUAUUCGGGCAUGGAGGCUUAAAUAUCCUACUUCCAAGAAUGAUGAUUGUGCUGUUGUGUGCCUCUUUUUAGAAAAUGUACCUGCAUCCAGUGAGGCCGUGGCAGACAAUGAUGUGAAAAAGACUGCUCAAGAGGCAAUGGAGAGGGUGGCAGUAACAGAUGAGAAGACUGGGUGUUUCGAAGUCGAUGAUUCGAAAAAUUAUUUUCUUGAGCAUUCAGGUACACUACGAGGCUCUGAAGAGAUUAUGCCUGUCUCUGAGUUUACAGAAGAAAAGUUUUCUGCAAAGUGCGAGUCCCAAUCUAAGAGGAGCCUGGCCGAGUGCAUCUCUACUGCAGAGGACGAGGAGUGGUCAGCCUUAGAAGGUGUUACCCGGGUUAACAGUCUGCUAAGCCUUCCCAGGUUCUUGUCUGGUGAUAGAAGAGCAGCGAGUUGGAUAAAGUGGCUAUGAUACUCGAAGUGCUUAUCAGCCCUUCAUUUUACCCUCAGCAAAAUGGAACUUCAAUGAUUUUUUCAUCACCAUCAAAUCCCUGCUUUCAAGGAAUAUUAUUCAUGGCAGAGAGAGAAUCUGUACGUUUCAAACUGCAGAUGCAAAUUGGCAGGUACCAGAGAAUUCCUAGGAAGUCAGUGAGCCCCCAAUGUAAGGACUUCCAUUAGGUUGGGUGUAAUUUUCACUGAAAAAAAAGGCCUUGCAGGUUUUGUUUGUAAUAAUGUUCUUCUAAGGUACACUGUGGUUCGGUGAAAUCAAUAUUUGGCUAUUAAAAUGCAUUCCUUGAAGCACUUUACUAA
Messenger RNA from Alnus glutinosa, 2116 nucleotides. RefSeq names its product probable protein phosphatase 2C 6. Gene Ontology annotation, molecular function: protein serine/threonine phosphatase activity. The transcript is spliced from 5 exons. The record is from RefSeq and is a predicted model, not a curated record. Gene Ontology annotation, biological process: protein dephosphorylation. NCBI's taxonomy places the organism in Eukaryota, Viridiplantae, Streptophyta, Magnoliopsida, Fagales, Betulaceae. Bases 174 to 1778 code for a protein of 534 amino acids.